CCAUCGACAUCAUUGACACAACAGAGGCAGCAGCAAUCCACCAUCCAUAACAUACAACACCCAAAUGCCUCAUGCUACCAUGACAGCAACCUCACCGACAUGGCGCCCCAGAUAGAGGAUCGCUACUUGUGGCUUGGUCUAGGCGUCUUCGCCUUCGUAGCCGUAAAAACAAUCGCCUACGGCCUCCACCACAUAGUAACCCUAACCGAAAUCCACAACUCGUCGCCCAAUCCGCGCGAUCCCACCACCACCGCCAUAACCGCCCUCCCAAACCCAAACCCAAGCUCCCCGUCACCCAACCCGCAAACAAAAGAAGACACGAUCAAGACUUCCUCUCUCCUGACUCUGGCAACAUGCGCCAACAUCGAGAUCCGCCGCGCCGCUACCAAAAUCCUCUGCGACCGCUACAUGUCGCACCGGUCCGCCAAGCGGCUGUUAAUCGAGGACCUGCGGAGCAGCGACCCGGAAACCGUGCAUCGCGCGGAGCUAGCGCAGGCCCUGCUGUCAGAGUACAGCGCGACAACGCGGGCGAUGCGGAUCAUGGCCACCCAGGCCGCGGCACGAGCGGCGUACGAAGACGGGCUCGUGGGACGCGGCGCGGAGCUUCGGGGUGCGGUUCCUGGGGUUGAAGAGCGCGAUUUGAGGAGGAGGCGGCGCGAGGCUAUGGUUCUUAACGAGGGGGAUCGGCCGGUUAGUGAGGAGGAUGUUUGGAUGAGGGAUCGGGAUGGCGGUGUGUCUAUGGUUAUGGAGGAGAGGUGGGAGGAUAGGAUGUGAGCUUGUUUCGGUGUUCUUUCCUCCCCCCUCCCUUUUUUUCUUUUCUUGGAACGGAAAAUGGAGGUCAGCGACUUCAGGACAAAUGCAUGGUACGCUU
Molecule: messenger RNA, 871 nt
Organism: Periconia digitata
Lineage: Eukaryota; Fungi; Ascomycota; Dothideomycetes; Pleosporales; Periconiaceae
Source: the annotation of a GenBank genome assembly